Diospyros lotus (date-plum) is the source of this 2112-nucleotide messenger RNA. Its product is annotated as protein FREE1. Gene Ontology annotation, cellular component: ESCRT I complex; late endosome membrane. The record is from RefSeq and is a predicted model, not a curated record. Lineage: Eukaryota; Viridiplantae; Streptophyta; Magnoliopsida; Ericales; Ebenaceae. Gene Ontology annotation, biological process: multivesicular body assembly; intralumenal vesicle formation. The transcript has 10 exons. Bases 134 to 1864 code for a protein of 576 amino acids. Gene Ontology annotation, molecular function: ubiquitin binding; metal ion binding.
UACGCCCAGUUUUCUGAUUGUUUCCCGAGAAAACAGAAAGCAGCCUCUCCCCUCCCCCUCUCGCUCUCUCUCUCUCGCCAGUCGCCACUGUCGCUCAUCGUCCCAACCAACAACCAAAUUCUUGCUCUAGACGAUGCAACAAGGAGGAGGAGACUACGGCUAUUACCAAUACUCUCCAAACCCCAGCGCCAAUCUAAAUCCCAAUCCAACUACCGUUCCUGACCACAGUUACGCCUCAGCGCCGCCGUUCUCCGCCAAUUAUACUCCCUCCGAUUACGCAACUCCGGCUUAUCCCGCGGCCGCCUUCCCUUCCUAUUCUCAGAAUCCCGAUCCUGUUCCCACCAUCCCUCCCACCGCUCCUUCGUACACCUCCAAUCCAAACCUCAAUUUACAACCCUUCAAUCCCGCUCCUGCUCAGCCUUCGUCUCCUUUCCCGUCAUACGAUCAACGCGGGCUUUACCAACCUCCAACGCAGCAACAGCCCUAUUAUCCGUCGUAUGAUCAGCACCAGACGGCCCCGAAUUACGCUCCUCCAUCGUCCGUCCCGCCGAACGCUAACCCUAACCCUGCCCCACCUUACACCGCUGCGUACUCGUCCUCUUACAGUAAUCUAGGCUCUUCAGUGCCGCCUGUGUAUGAAAAUUCAUAUCAGAGGAACGUGAAAUUCGAUCAAGGUGGGCGGUACUCCGAUGAAGCGUCCGCUGGCUAUCGGCCCGAUUUCGGGCCAGAUUUGUAUGGGAAGCGAUCCGAUGGUGGGAUGCUCCGUGAUGAUGGGUAUGGAUUUGGCGAUGGUGCGUAUGCUUAUAAGGGGAGUAAGGUGGAGCCAUAUGGUGCUCGAGGCACGGCUCCAAAGUCAUCAACUUGGUCCGGAUUUGAUGAUUUUGGGAGGCCAAUUAGUUUCCCUUCUGGGAAAGAUCAACCAAGUCCGACCAAGGCCAAGAUUGUGAAGGCUGUUCCAAAGGCUGAUACUCAGGAAGAUGUGAAGAGUGGUGUGCAAAAGUUUAGGGUUAAGAUCUUGCCAGAGAGUGGAGGACAGAGCACAAUGGAUGUUCUUUGCCAGAUUGGUUUGGAUGGUGUCCGUAUGCUUGAUCCUAGUACAAGUCGGACAUUACGAAUAUAUCCACUUGAUACAGUAACCAGAUUUCAGGUGUUUGAUUCAUCUAUAUUUGCAUUUUGGGCCAAAAGUUCUGUGGAUAUCGAACCAAGACGUAUCAGACUGCAGUCAAACAGCUAUACCACCAACACUAUUCUGGAUAUAGUGACUGCUGCAACUGUUCAGUUUAAGGAGAUGGGUGGAAGAAGCAAGCCUUCUGAUUCAUGGAAGCCACCUGAACUGCCUGCUGAGAAGAAAAAAGGUUUUGCUGACUUAAUGUACUUGAUAAGGCCUGGAAAUGAGGAGAAAGAUCACUGGAUUCCUGAUGAAGCAGUUUCAAAAUGUACUGCCUGUGGAACAGACUUUAGUGCUUUUGUGCGCAAGCAUCACUGCAGGAAUUGUGGAGAUAUUUUUUGCGACAAAUGUACCCAUGGUCGAAUUGCACUUACUGCUGAUGAGAAUGCUCAACCUGUUCGAGUUUGUGACCGAUGCAUGGCAGAAGUUACUCAAAGAUUGAGUAUUGCAAAAGAAGCAGCUAGUAAAUCAGCUGCAAUGCAAAGUCACGAGGAUCUAGCCAAAAAACUUCAGGACGAGAUGGAGAGGAACCGCAAGUCAACAUCAGGCUCAAGGUCUGACGGAUCAGGUAGGCGAAUGAAAGAAGUUGCAUGCCCUACUUGCACCGUCCACCUACAGGUUCAGGUUCCUAGUUCUGGUUCUGAAACCAUUGAGUGCGGGGUUUGCCAGCACCCGUUCCUCGUUAGCGCCCACUAAAAGCACGGUUAAUUCUCUUCACAAUCUUUUAUUUAAUUGAUCAGACUGUAUGUGCUUUGGCAACUAAUGCCACGCUUUUUUUUUUUUUAAUUUUCUUAUCUCUUGGUUUGUGUCACUAAUAAAUCGCAUGGUAGCAUUUGUAAAUCUCUUGGAAGUUGCUGUUGUCUUCUUCAAACCCUGUUGUUACUGGUGAUGCUUUCUGUUGCGUAAAUGUGGCAUUUUGAUCUGUCCUGCUGGAUUAUUUGCUA